Messenger RNA from Drosophila gunungcola (fruit fly), 2072 nucleotides. RefSeq names its product tubulin-specific chaperone E (gene Tbce). The transcript is spliced from 5 exons. Lineage: Eukaryota; Metazoa; Arthropoda; Insecta; Diptera; Drosophilidae. Bases 275 to 1846 code for a protein of 523 amino acids. The record is from RefSeq and is a predicted model, not a curated record.
UUCGUUAGCUUCCGUUAAGGGCCACACUCGACUAAACUAAAAUAAAAAUAACAGUUUGUGACUCAGAAUAAAGGCUGCACAAUAAUUCCACAGCCCUAAUUCUUCAUCUGCCAGACUGUAAUGUUGAUGUAAAAGCGGGACAACUUAACCGGAGUUCGAAUCGAGCACAAAUUGGGAGCAGCUGCGGAAUACAGACACAAAGGCGUGUGCGAGUGUGUGACUCGUGUGUACUUGUGUGGGAGCCGCGGAAACCACAAAAACAACAUCCAUCGAGAUGGUGGGCAUUAUCGAUGAGGCGCAGCUGUUUUAUCCGCUGGGAACCCGCAUCAAGAUAGCCGACAACUACGGCACAGUACGCUAUGUGGGAGAGGUGAGCGGCCACAUGGGCACCUGGCUGGGCAUCGAGUGGGACGACGGGCUGCGGGGCAAGCACAACGGCAUUGUGGACGGCAAGCGCUACUUCCAGACGCAGACGCCCACGGCGGGCAGCUUCAUUCGGCCGGGCAAGGUGGGUCCGUGCGCCACCCUGGAGGACGCUGCCCGGGAGCGGUACCUGAACUACGACUCGAGCAACGUGGACGAAUCCCUCAUUCGGGAGGCCCAGGCCAGCCUGCAGGCGUCGCUCUUCGAGGUCGUGGGCAUGGACAAGAUCGCCCGCAAGCAGAGCAAGUUCGAGCAGCUAGAGGAGGUGAGCGUCGACCAAACGCCGGUGAAUGCUGCUGGGUACCUGAAGGAGCUGACACAGCUGACAACGCUGAACGUGAGCCACACCUUGAUCUGGAACUGGGAGAUCGUGGCCAGCAUCGCGCAGCAGCUGCCCUCCCUUACAGUUCUGAACUUGAGCUCCAACCGACUGGUCCUGCCCACGACAUCCCAAAUCGCGGAUCUGGAGCCCUCCUUCCGGCAGCUCAAACGCAUCAACUUGCGCAGUUGCGGCUUCUCUGACUGGAGGGAUGUGAUGCAGACGGCACUUCUCUGGCCAGAUAUUUUGUCUCUGGGCCUGCAGGAGAACUCUUUCGUUCAGCUGGCCGAGGUCGAUCGGAAAAAGAUCUUCAGGCAGCUGCAGGAGCUCGACUUGCAUCGCACGAAUAUCAUGGACUUUGACCAGGUGGCCAAGUUGGGCAACCUGUCGACAUUGCGUUUGUUGAAUCUCAUGGAGAACGGCAUCGAGGAGAUAAAGCUUCCCGACUGCGAUCCGCAAGAAAAACUUAAUAUGUUUGUCUCGCUGGAGCAGUUGAACCUUCUUCACAAUCCCAUUUGGAAUGAGGCUGAUGCGUUCAACGAGUUGGACAAGCUGCCGCAGCUGAAACGUCUGAGUAUGACGCCGCACUUAAAGUCAAAUUUUGAUGAAAUGGCCUCCAAGGCCGUGGCUAGCAUAGCCGGCCUACACUUCAUCAAUAGAACCGAGGUGACAGCGGAGGAGAGACGUGGUGCCGAGUACGAUAUUUGGAAGAAAUACGCCCUGGAUUGGAUGCAGGCGACGCAUCAAGGAUCGGAUUCCUUACGUGAGUUCUGUCGACGUCAUCGCACCUAUCCAUUGCUGGUUAAAAAGUAUGGCUCCCCGGCAGACUUUGUACCGCGCAUCCAAGCAAAGCAAUCGAAUUUAAUUAAUGUUUGCAUACGGCAUCAGCUGACGGGCGAGACCUGGGAGAAGAAAGUUCCACGAAUGAUUACUGUGCAGACUCUGCAGGGACUGGUCAUGAAGCGAUUUCGGCUAGCCGGUAACGUUCCCCAGCUGUCCUACAUUGAUGCAAAGCAUCCGGACUUGGUUGUUCCGCUGGACAACAAUGCUAAAACGCUGGACUUCUAUUCUGUGCAAGAGCACGACACUGUUUUGGUUCAAUAGCGUCCCGCGUUCAAACCCAUUUCCGUAUUUGUAUGUGGUAUUUUAAUUUUAGGCAACUGGAAAUCAAAAAUUGUUUGUUCAAUUUAACUUGGUCCCCAUCCACGCAUUAAAUUGCUAAUGUUAUCUCUAGGUACUGAUAAGUUGAAAUUUUCACUAAGCAAUUAUACACGCAUAUUUAUUUUUAUUUUGCUUUUCAAAAAAGAAAAUAUGUUAUUUAACCAAAGAA